AUGCGGCACGACGUCGAGACCCGACCGGGCAAGCCUCCGCCGCCCCCAUCGUGGGCCUCGAUCCCGAACAAAUUCCAACUCUUCAUCAUAUGCUCUGUGCGGGUGGUUGAUUUUUUCCAACAGGCUGCCCUGCAGGCAUACAUGUUUUAUCAACUCAAGUCCUUUUCGCCCUCGGCGCCCGACAGCCAGAUAUCCUUCGAGGCCGGCGUGUUGCAGGGUGUCUUUACAGCCGCGCAGGUGUUUACAGGCAUCCUGUGGGGGCGGGUGGCCGAUUCGCCGUCGUUUGGGAGAAAGACUGUCCUUCUGAUCGGGCUGACGGGACAAGGACUGAGCUGUAUAGGCGUGGCAUUUUCCAGAAGUUUCCCGGCCGCCGUGGUCUGGAGGUGUCUGGGCGGUGCCAUCAACGCAACCGUGGGAGGAGCACGGACCUCAUUGGCAGAGAGUACCGAGAAAAAAUACCAUUCGAGGACAUUCCUGCUGCUGCCUCUGGCAUGGAACAUUGCCAACAUCUUUGGCCCGCUGUUCGGCGGCAUGCUCUCCGAUCCCGUACACAACUACCCUGGCCUGUUUGGGGAGAACUCGACCUUUGGCGGCGCGCAUGGGGUGUCGUGGCUGACGACGUUUCCUUACGCGGCACCCAACCUGUUUUGCGCUCUGGUCCUGUUCGCCGACGCCCUGCUCGUUUGGAUGGGUCUGCGAGAAACGCUGAAUUCCCGCAAGUAUAACCGUGACCGAGGUAUCGAGCUAGCCGAGAACAUCACCUACCGCAUCCGCACCAUGGUCUUCCAGCGCUUCGGAUACAGCCAGCUUGGCCAAGCAGACGCCGCAGCUGGUCCGGAUACGGUGGACGACGAGAACAUGCCCACAAGCACGCCGCUGGAACCACUGCCGCCCAAGGAAGGCGACAGCACCAACCCCUCGGCAGCGUCGUCGAAGGCGCCUCCCAGGCCGUCGGAGGCUCCCAAAUCCGCUCCUCCAUUCUACCAUGCCAUCACUUCCAACGUCCUGCUGGUGCUGGCAACUGUCGCCAUCAUGGACUUCCAGAUGGGCGGUUUCGCUUCUCUGUGGACCAUCUUUCUGUCCUCCGCCCGAGCCACCGACGAGGAGAAGGCUACUAUCCAUCUCCCCUUUGUUUUCACGGGCGGGUUGCAAUUUAGCCUCCCCACGAUCGGUCUGGCCAUGUCGAUUCUGGGCUUCGUUGGAAUCAUCCUGCAGUUGACGCUGUAUCCGAGCGUCAAUGCGCGAUUCGGCCUCCUGCGCUCAACACGCUGGUCCCUGUUUGUGUUCCCCAUCGCCUACGCUCUAGCGCCGUACCUGUCGCUUCUCAUCUCCCACCAAUUCCUGCUCUGGAUGGGCAUCGUCGUCGUCGUGGUGCUCCAAGUCGCUGCGCGGACUUUUGCGAUCCCCGGCUCCGUCUUGCUAAUCAACAACUCGAGCCCCAGUCCCGCGAUGCUGGGCACCAUCCACGGCAUGGGCGCCGCGACGUCGAGCGCUUUCAGGACCAUUGGACCCAUCGUUGCGGGACACUGGUACGGUCAGGGGCUGGAAAAGGGUGUUGUCGGCUGGGCAUGGUGGUGGUUGGCGUUGGUGAGCCUUUUCGGCGUUGUGCCCAGUUUCUGGGCCAAAGACGGGAGGUAG
Molecule: messenger RNA, 1638 nt
Organism: Fonsecaea multimorphosa CBS 102226
Lineage: Eukaryota; Fungi; Ascomycota; Eurotiomycetes; Chaetothyriales; Herpotrichiellaceae
Exons: 1
Coding region: 1-1638 (545 amino acids)
Biological process (GO): transmembrane transport
Molecular function (GO): transmembrane transporter activity
Source: RefSeq, a predicted model, not a curated record